UACCAAAGAGGGACGGCUACAUAAACUCUGUCUGGCAGUAAUCUGCGGUGAUAUGCUAGAAAAAUCAAAAAAAAAUUACGAACGGUGCUAAAAUACCAAAGUCUUUCGGCUUUUCCCGGUUAGGGAUCGCCACAGCGGAUAACCAAUCCACACACUGAUUGGCAGAGGCGUUUUUUACGGUGUCGAGUUACCAGCCCGGCGCUCAACCUUCCGCAUAGGAGCUUCAGCCCAAAAUCGAACCAGAGAAGCCCUGGCUGUGUUAAAAUAUUAAAAAAAAAAUCAGUAAGACUCGAGAAUAACCUACUCCAAAAUACAACCUGCAUCCUUCGCCUUCAACUCCACCGCCAAACUAGACAGGGGGCAGAAAUCGUGACGUAAGGACGUCAGCAUGCCUCACGUGACUGAAGGACGCUGCCAGCUUCUGUUCUCUGAUGGGAACUGGCACAACGGUACUCAGAACGAGAGAAUGGCUGUGACAGUAGGAUGUAUGCGCAGGUUUGGUUGGCUAGGACUGACAAUAGUCCUGAGAUUCUCGUUCAUGGUCAUCAAUAACCUUGUUGCUAUUCCGUCUUAUAUUUUGUAUUUGAUAUUGCUGCAACCUCUCAGACUAAUGGAUAGUCAGCUAUUUUGGCAUAUCGAAGGAGUGAUGUUCAAAUGGCUCCUAGCAAUGGUUUCGUCCUGGGGAUGGAGUGCAGGAUAUACAGUGCUCGAAUGGGGAGAUGAUGUGAAAGGGAUCUCUGAAGACGAAGCCAUGGUGAUAGCUAAUCAUCAAUCAACAGGGGAUGUCUGCACGUUAAUGAUGUGCCUACAAGACAAAGGAUCGGUAGUUUGUCGAAUGAUGUGGCUGAUGGAUCAUAUAUUUCGGUACACCAACUUUGGGAUUGUGUCUUUGAUUCAUGGGGAUUUCUUCAUAAGACAGGGAAAGGCAUAUCGUGACCAACAACUGGUGUUACUAAAGGACCAUUUAGAAAAAUACUAUAGAAGUCGGGACAGGAAAUGGAUUGUACUGUUUCCAGAAGGGGGAUUUCUCCGAAAGAGGAGAGAAACCAGUCAGGCGUUUGCCAAAAAAAACAACUUGCCCUACUUAACACAUGUCACAUUACCAAGGCUGGGGGCAGCCCAAAUUAUUCUGAAAACACUGGGUGCUCAACAGGAAAAUGGAACAAUAGCAGGUGAAAAUUCUGUAGCAUCUGUGAGAAAGCCAGCCAGCCUUCAGUGGGUUGUAGACGUUACCAUUGGAUACCCUAGUGCAAAUCCCAUAGACAUCCAGACAUGGAUACUUGGUUACAGGCCGCCAACAGUGAUACAUGUGCAUUAUAGGAAAUACCCAGCAAAAGAGGUUCCCAUAGAAAGUGAAGCCCUCAGCAGCUGGCUGUAUGAGCGGUUCAUUGAAAAGGAAGCUCUGCUGGAACAUUUUUAUAAAACAGGAACUUUUCCACCAUCUGAAGGACAGUCAGAGGCUGUUUCCAGGGAGAUGAAACUCUACCCUUUAUCUCUGCUCCUUAUUCAGUCUUUUGCAUUUGUAUCGGGCUAUCUUUGGUACAGUGUCUUACAGUAUUUGUACUGCUGCCUAUUUUAAACAGGACACAAAUGGCUUUUCAUGGAGGACCUAGGAACCAGUGAACCCACAGCUUGUCAUUCUUGAGUGAAUGUGAUUUUGAGGGGCAAGGAACCCAGCUGCACAGAUUAAUUUGCGUCCUUUUUUGGAGGGAAUCAGCACCAAUUAAACUGUCAACAUAAUGACCGUACAGUGAGUUUUUAGUAAGUGGAGUAUUUUAAGGAAGCUGAAUUUCCCUGUCCUAUCUCCUCCUCUGCUUCCCUCCUAACCAGAAAGUAAUGAAGCCUUUCACCAAGAAGACGUUAAGCCAUUGAACUGGACCUGGACCUGGUUUCUGUGAUGCAAGCAAGCCCUGUAGAUCAAGGCAACUUUUUUUUCCAGCCUUGAAAUCCUACUAGUUCUGCUUCUAGGCCUGGCAUCUAGGCUUUGUGAUGAUCCUGUUUCAGAUACUGUUUCUGCCAGUUGUAAAAUGAGAAGCAGCCUUUGAAAUCUAAUUACAUAAAUACUGCAAAACUGCCCACCAGAAGAUCAGAUGAUGAACAAGAAGUGCCCAUCUGAAGUAGUACACAGUUCUGAUGCAGUGAGCCAAGGAGAUGAAUGUAGAUGCAUGUACUGUCUUCUAGACCCCUGCUUCAGCUGAAAGCAUACAUGUCUGUGGUGUAUCUCCUGGAAGAAAGCUGACAAAUCCUAAGGUGUAAUACUGUAGUUGAUGCAGCCCUCAUUUACUACUAAGGCAAAUGCAAUGUUUUUAGCAACAGUCUGACAGGAAUCUCAAAACAAAUAGACUUGCCACUAGCACAAUAGGAAUGCAUAAUGAUCCACCCUGAGCUUCCAGAACAGUUUGAGUGCUUGUGGAGUUGGUAUCUGUUAUACCCAUUUACUCAUAUACCCUAGAUGUUCGGUCUCAGAACCUUGCUGUCAAUAAUGUAAGAUUACCAACAGUCUGAUUGACAUUUGGGCACAGGUGGGUAAUGUCUUUCAGAACUCUGAGCUGGUAGUGGUUGCACUGAAGAGUCCUAAUUUGUUAUAAUAAGCUGAUAAAUAGUUAAUGAAUUUUGUUGAUUUUUUACAGGAAUACUGUUUAAGUGCCAGGGCCAUUGUUAUGUGUAGUUUGGGAAGUGAGGAGGAGCAGCAACAGUUAAAAUGUCUAGUGAAACUGAGUAGUUGAGGUUAUUACUUGUCCCUUGUCCUCAACUGUUAGCUGUGGGUUUCUUAUUAUGAACUUGUUGCACAUACCAUUUAGAUAUUGUUGUUACAGUUUGAAAUCAUUGUCAUAGACACUGACAAAUCAAUCAUGGGAACCCUCUGAACUGUAACAAUCUCAAGUGCAACAAAACAAAGCAGAAGGAUGAAGGGCUAGUGAGGAGUGAAGCCAUGUACAAGCAUUAUUUCUGUGUAUUUUUUAUUUUACUUGUUGUGGUAACCCUUUGUACCUCAAGCCACUUAAUCAUAGUUAGCACAAUUUUUUUAAUUAUUAUUUUUUUAUUUGCAUAUUCUGUAGCUACAGAAGGGGAAGUUUUAUCUAGUGUAGCAGAGUCUUAACAGUUCUGCUCAGUACAGUUAUGAAUAAUUAAUAAAGAAAAGUAUGUUAUAGACAGGAAUUCAUAUGCAAUGAUGUUACAGAACUGUGAUGAUAAAGAAAUGUGUGUGUAUGUGUGUGCACAUCGUGAUACCAUGAUAUUUUCUCCCAAGAUGCCUAAUACACCAUUACAGAUUCAUUUUCUGUUCUGGCAUUAAGUCAGAAAAUAAUUGUACCGUGAGUAGUAUUCAUUGUAAAAUGCUACAUUAUCAGAAUUAGCUUAAAAUGGUAUACAACACUGUGACUGCUGUUCUGAAUUUUAUUAUGUGAAGUCAAAUUAGCUUCUAAAGAAAAUAUUUGAUCUGGUGCAUCUUUAGUUAGGAUGCUGUGAAGUUAAUCCACCUACUGACAUUUUAUGCAUUACAGAAUUCUAAUGGGAAUUUGACUGGAGUAAACCUGCUGUAAAUUGCUGGAGUUUGCAGGUAGGGCAUCAUCAAUACCCCAUAUGCAAAACAUUAGGGUAGCAUGUUUUUCUGCAGCAACAUCUGUGGCACUUACACAUGUGUACAGCUUGUCUCAGCAUCACUAGUUUACAACACAGGUGUAAUAACCAACGUUUAGUACACUGUUGACUAUAAACUUUCAGUAGUGAAGUAUUGCCAUUAGUAUAUAUGAUUUAUAAGAUGUCAGAAUAAUGAUGAUAUAGACCAUUCAGAGCCCAUGGACCUCUGCUGGUAGGUAGUUUAAGACUCUGCAUCAUAUUAUGAAAAUUGAAUAACUUGCAGUGAAAAGCACAGAACUGAAGAGACCUGUGCAUCCAUUUCUUGGUGAGUAAGGAAGGAUUUCAGGGAAGAGCAGCACCGCACUCCUUUCACUGGGGUGCAUUGCAUUGCACUGUAAUUAUCAUGUUUGUCCCUGGAGUUGAGUGGGGUGUAGUUUCAUCUGCCAGUUUAAUGUUAAUGAAGAGGGUUAUGAGUAGUGCAGCGCCACUUGUUUCAGAAUUUGCUCAAUAUUGAUAUCACAGUUAGUACGCCUGGUUAAUAUUUCUUUGUAACUUAAAAGUAUGAAGUAUGGCAAACGUGGUCUUCAAAGGCCUGUCCAUGAUGUGUUCAUUACAAGGAGGUGUACCUUGUGCAUUAAAGUAAAAAAGAGCUGCUUUAAGAAAAUAACUUCACUUAGAGUAGAAUGAUCCGGAAUGAUAGUGACCUCAGCACUAGUCCUUACCUGUAGGGUUGUCUGUGCAAGUGAGAUGAGCACUUGUCUGCUUAUGUAAAGAAAUGUACUCUGACCAUUCUGACUUAGUGCACCACAGCAACGAAUAGGAGCAGUGGAGAAGAAGCUGCACCACUGAUGACAUGAAACUAACUUGUAUUAGCCUGCUAUGCAAGUAUGCAUCCUACCAUUCCUUCAUGCAGCACGUUCUGUACUUGCAAGAGUGUUACUGAGACUAUAACAGCUCUAGUCAUUCAGCAGCGACUGUUUUAAGAUGUACAGGUAGAGACAGUUCUGUCCAACUCAGCCAGGGUUACGAUAGUCUUCAGGGACAUCUAGUUUGUGGCUACCUGUCAUUGCAGAAUUCAGUGCACUCGUAAUAAAGUGUCAUUAAAAGUACAGACAGAGCAACAUUUCUGGACGUAUUCAGUUGUAUUUGUGGGAAACUGAUUUUAAUUUCUGGAGCAGUUGUGACAUUGCUUACUAUCACGAGAACUUGUGAUUACUAGUGGACUGAAAUCACAUUUAUUUUGGAAUACAACAUCCUCAUUGUCACUGUUUUGGGAGCAGUAUUGCUGCAUAUCAAAUAACUGCACCCUGACCUUGGUUUUAAUGAUCAUGACAAAGAUAUAUGUAUUUUAUUUUAUGAUUACUGGUAUCAUGUAUUAAUUCUGUCAUUUUAUUGAUUAAAGAAAACAGUUGUCCAAA
Molecule: messenger RNA, 4997 nt
Organism: Protopterus annectens (West African lungfish)
Lineage: Eukaryota; Metazoa; Chordata; Ceratodontiformes; Protopteridae
Gene: LPGAT1
Product: lysophosphatidylglycerol acyltransferase 1
Exons: 7
Coding region: 389-1579 (396 amino acids)
Cellular component (GO): endomembrane system
Molecular function (GO): acyltransferase activity
Source: RefSeq, a predicted model, not a curated record